This is a messenger RNA of Hypoxylon fragiforme, 1548 nucleotides long. RefSeq names its product 1-acyl-sn-glycerol-3-phosphate acyltransferase. Gene Ontology annotation, cellular component: endomembrane system. The record is from RefSeq and is a predicted model, not a curated record. Lineage: Eukaryota; Fungi; Ascomycota; Sordariomycetes; Xylariales; Hypoxylaceae. The coding region runs from base 288 to 1196 and encodes 302 amino acids. Gene Ontology annotation, molecular function: 1-acylglycerol-3-phosphate O-acyltransferase activity. The transcript is spliced from 4 exons.
CUACGAUUACAUACCUAGACACAUAUAUCUAUCCUACCUACUUAGUACUGACAGUCAGGUUGCUAUAGUGUCGUAUCAUAGACGGCUUAUCUCUCUGCUUAACGUCGACGAAGAGUCGAUUCAUUGAUUGAUUGACUGAAUUAUUGAUUGAUUCAUUCAUUCACUCAUUCAUUCCGAGGUUAUCUUGCUCAAGGUGUUUCGAGGUCAAUCAUAAAGCGUUACCGUACCUUUGUUACAUAUUUCCAGGCUCGCACAGAAUUCUAUACUGUACGGUACGGUCCGGAUCCAUGGCUUUAUUAGCGAAAGUCCCUUCCCAUGUUCGGGGCACCGUGCUGGUAACACCCUGGCUCAUCUACUUAGCGGUGUGCGACGUGGUACUGUCCCUCUUGUUACUCGUGAAGAUAUUCGCGCCGGACCUCGUCUACGGCGUGUCAUCCCGCAUUGCAUACUCCGUCUGGAAGUGGAUCCAGUGCAUCUUUGAGUCCUGCAAUGGAGCUCGGAUUACGAUCUCAGGCGACCGCCUGCCGAUUAAGGAGUCGGCUGUUGUCGUCUCAAAUCACGUUACGUGGGCCGACUUUUAUCUGAUUCAGGCCUUGGCUAUGCGAUCGGGCAUGUUGGGGCAAUGCCGAUGGUUUGCGAAGAUCCAGCUACGCUGGGUCCCCUUCCUCGGUUGGGGCCUGUGGGCAAUGGGCAUGCCCAUGGUCACGAGGAACUGGAUGCGAGACCAGCGCGAGUUGCAGCGUGUCUUUGGUGGAAUAGUGAACAGGAGAUGGCCGAUGUGGCUGAUAAGUUUUAGCGAGGCUACACGCUUUACGCCAGAGAAGUCUGAGGAGUCAAGGAUCUGGUGCAAGCAGAAUGGCCGUCCUCAACCCUUACAUUUGCUCUACCCUCGUACUAAGGGGUUCGUCACUACCGUGCAGCAGUUAAGAAAAGCGCCUCACGUGAAAGCUGUGUAUGACUUCACAAUUGCGUAUCAACACAGAAGUAACUUUCACGUGGCUCCCGAUAUGUGGGAGACUUUGAGGCUACCAAACCUUAGUAGCGCCCAAGGAUACCGGUUCCAUAUCCACGUGCGGCGCUUCCCCUUAGAGGAUCUCCCUUACACGGACGAGGAACUGGCAAAGUGGUUAGAGCAGCUAUGGGUUGAGAAGGGAGAAUGGCUUGACGCCAUGAAAACAGAAUGGGCCACAACAUGACCUACCUACCUAACCUACAGUAACGCCAACCUGGGUAGGCAAUAUGAAGGUAUAUAGGUAGUUAAUUUCUGAUGAUGGUUUGCGUGGUAGUCUUGUAUAUUUGUGCGGCGAUCGCUAGUCGAUUUUUAGAUAGAUCAGUGUUCUUCAAAUAAAAUAGUACUAGAAGGAGGCUCACUAUAGGUGCUCGUAGCCUUGGACCAAGCCUCGGCACCUUUCAUCAAUUACCCGUUGUAUACUAGGUAAUGUGCUUUCAUGACUGCGAGGCGUUUUGCCUAAAGUCUUCUUGAUUGCGUGCAUCACGAGUGUGUUAGAUGGUGUUGCAUGCUGUCUCGCUGCAAGGAGUUAUCGUGCA